Molecule: messenger RNA, 559 nt
Organism: Apaloderma vittatum (bar-tailed trogon)
Lineage: Eukaryota; Metazoa; Chordata; Aves; Trogoniformes; Trogonidae
Gene: SAP30
Product: Sin3A-associated protein, 30kDa
Exons: 3
Biological process (GO): regulation of DNA-templated transcription
Cellular component (GO): histone deacetylase complex
Molecular function (GO): protein binding; transcription coregulator activity
Source: RefSeq, a predicted model, not a curated record
GCAAGACAUCUGUAUAUUUGUGACUUCCACAAAAACUUAAUUCAGAGUGUGAGAAAUAGAAGAAAGAGGAAAGGCAGCGAUGAUGAUGGUGACUCACCAGUACAAGACAUCGACACUCCAGAGGUUGAUUUAUAUCAGUUACAAGUAAACACACUUCGAAGGUACAAAAGACACUUCAAGCUACAGACCAGACCGGGACUUAACAAAGCACAGCUCGUUGAAAUAAUCGGCUGCCAUUUUAGGACAAUUCCAGUGAAUGAAAAGGACACCUUAACGUAUUUCAUCUACUCGGUGAAGAAUGACAAGAACAAACCAGAUCUAAAGAUGGAUAGCGGGGUUCAUUAGAGAGAAAAGGUUGGGACUGAGACUCAGGCUGCACAUCAAAAGACUGAGGGUUUUUGUUGAUACACAAAAGCUUUCUUUGUAACUUUUUUUUUUCUCAGAGAGGUUGUCUCUUUUUAUUUUUCAUAACCACGCUGAUUUGUUUGAAAACCAUCUCUUAUGAAACAAAUUUCCUCAGCAAAAAUAUUUUAAAUAAAUAUUACUGAUAUUGUUGCUC